AUAUUUUACUAAACAUACCUUGUGGCCUAGUAGAGAUCUUUAAUAUUUAUUUUUAUAUCGUGGAGUAACUUUAAAAACUUGAAUACUAAGUAUAAUGUAGUUAUUUACUCCCUAAAGUAUGCUUUAUGUUCAGAACAUGUCUAUAAUCUUACUUAGAUAAAUCUUAUUUAGCUCCAAAGAAGUAAUAAGUUAAUUGAGACAUUAAAAAAAAAAAGUAGGAAUAAGAGACAAAUGUGAGAGGAAACUAUGAAUUUUGAGGUAUUGGGUAGAAAAAGAUCAAGAUAUUGGGAGCCAGAACCUCUAGACAUGAAAGCUUUGUCUGAAAAUAUCUACAAGUACUAUGACCUUUGAUGACCAUACGCUUUGCUUGCAUCAAUAAGAAGUUCAAAAUUACUGCUAAACAAAUAAUAUUUAACUCCUGUUCAUGAUAAUCAAACUGGUCCCUUAAACAAAAAAUUAUUAACUUUUAUGUAUUUGGUGAAAGCAAACAUGACCUUGAAUUAUUCAAACAUCAUUUCACUCAGUCAAAAUAUUCCCUAUAUUUUGAAGCAAUGCCAUGAGAGAGCAGAAAUAGACUACUUCAUUUAGAACCUCCUGCAAAACUAAGGUAAAUAUUUCUGUGUUACUUCUGGUUCCUUCUCCUGGUGCUACUACCUAUUGCCUGAGGGCUUAAAAAUAAUUCAGAAAGUAGGACUGUUUCUAGCCAAGUCUUCAUUCUGCAACUACAUGGAAGAAACUUUCUUUGAUUUUUACCAUCAGCAAUUGGGUUUUACUCCAUCUACAGCAGUUCAGAAAUGAGUACCUCAAAGGAUCGGUUGGAAUCAACUCGAUGACACACAGCAACACAACAAGAAUCCUCUCAGGACAGCCUUGCAUGCAUGUCCAAAGGAUGUCUAGAGACCUUCCCUUUUAAAAUAAUUCUGGAAUAGGGUAGGAUGAAGAUUUGAAUUUUGUAAUGAAAAAGAGCAAUCAAGCCAACACGCAAUUUCUCAUGAACCCACAGCCAGUAGGUCCUCUUCACAAAUCUCUGCCCUCUGUACAAAAUGGGUUGCUUCUAUAGCUGAUGGUUGCUGCCUGGCUUCUAACCUCAACUCUAAUGGCAUUUCUUGAGCACAAAGUAUCAGCCACAGCCACUAAUGAUUCCUUUUUCUAUUCUCAGAAGACUGUGAGUGAGGAUCUGUGGAUUCCUACCUUUACUAUUGUAUAAUCAGAGAUAAGACAUUUCCCUCUCAUUUUUUCAUCUUUAGGUUUGACUCUGUGAGUCUCUCAUGGUGGUGUCUAGCACUUUGUAUUGUUCAGUAGUAUAACUGAACUAAUUUACAUAUAUUACACCCUAGAGUAAAUAAUUUUUGUUUUCAUGUACGUACUUCUUAUGGACUUUACCUUUUUACCUGCAAUGUCUGGUUUCCCUAUAUACAAUGAAGUGUAAGGCAGUGCCCCAAAUAGUCAUUUCAAACUGGCACUGCAAAUAGAGGUUAAAAAAAAUUAUCUGGCAUUAUCAAACACCUAUCCGUGAACUGUGUUGUAUUAAUUCGCGAUUUCUUAAAACGGAUUUUUUAAAAAUUAUUUCAGAAAUUUUGCUAAAAAGAGAAAAUUUGAAAAAUCAGUUUAUUUGGCUUCAAUGUGGUGCAGUAACUCGCUAAGGACUCUGAGCGCCGCUAUUCACCAACCAGGUGAAUAAUUGUGCGAGAGAUCUGCCAGAACCACCGAGCUUUUACAGCACAAAAAAACGACACGUUGGGACAAAUCUCUCCCUAGCUGCGUCAACCUCAGGCCUCCAUCCUGCCAGGUUCAGGGCUUCCCUUCCGCAUACUGAGGGUUUACUCGGCCUCCCCAGCACCCAGAAGCACACCCCGGACACCCCAAGCAAGAUCAGCAGGACAACAUGGCGGCUCGGCAGAAGGGCGCGGACUACAGAGGAUUCGUCCUGCUCUCCAUUCUCCUGGGGACCUUGUGGGAAGCCUGGGCAGGACAGAUUCGCUAUUCCGUGCCUGAGGAGACAGACAAAGGGUCUUUUGUGGGGAACAUCGCCAAGGACCUGGGGCUGGAGCCCCGGGAGCUGGCGGAGCGCGGAGUCCGCGUCGUCUCCAGAGGUAGGACGCAGCUUUUCGCUCUGAACCCGCGAAGCGGCAGCCUGGUCACCGCAGGCAGGAUAGACCGGGAGGAGCUCUGCGCUCACAGCGCGCGGUGUCUGGUGAGUUUUAACAUCCUAAUGGAAGAUAAAAUGAAUCUUUAUCCUAUUGAAGUGGAGAUAAUGGAUGUUAAUGACAACGCUCCUAGAUUCCUGACGGAAGAAAUGAACGUAAAAAUAAUGGAGAAUACAGCUCCUGGGGUGCGCUUUCCGUUAAACGAGGCUAGAGAUCCAGAUGUGGGCACUAACUCCCUCCAGAGCUACCAGCUCAGUCCCAAUCACCACUUCUCCCUGGAUGUGCAAACUGGCGAUGAUGGAACCAAGUAUCCGGAACUGGUACUGGAGCGGGCUUUGGACCGGGAGGAAGAGGCGAUUCACCAUCUUCUCCUCACGGCCUCUGACGGAGGCAACCCACUCAGAUCCGGCAUCGCGCGUAUCCAAGUGACAGUGAUGGAUGUGAAUGACCACGCACCAGUGUUCUCUCUGCCCCAGUACCGAGUGACUACCCCCGAGAACGUACCUGUGGGCACAACACUGCUCACGGUAAAUGCUGUAGACCUGGAUGAUGGAUUCAAUGGGGAAGUGACAUAUUCUUUUCAGAAAAUAACUCAAAAAAUUCUACAAAUAUUCCAACUGAACUCCCUUACAGGAGAAUUAUCAACUUUAAAAGGCCUAGAUUACGAAGACUCUAGCUUCUAUGAAAUGGAAGUUCAGGCUCAGGAUGGUCCUGGUAGUCUGACAAGGACAAAAGUAUUGAUCACAAUUUUAGAUGUGAAUGACAAUGCUCCGGAAGUGACUGUAACGUCUCUAACCAGUUCAGUCCCUGAAGACACACCUCCUGGGACAGUAAUUGCUCUUUUCUACCUACAAGACCGAGAUUCUGGGAAGAACGGUGAGGUGACCUGCGCCAUUCCAGAAAAUCUGCCUUUUAAAUUAGAAAGAUCAAUAGACAAUUAUUAUAGAUUGGUGACAAUGAAAAACUUGGACCGGGAAAGACUUUCUGUCUAUAACAUCACAGUGAAAGCCACAGAUGGUGGCACCCCUCCCCUGUCUUCGGAAACUCACAUCUCUAUACACGUGGCAGACACCAAUGACAACCCGCCCACCUUCUCCCACACAUCCUACUCAGUCUUUGUCCCUGAGAACAACCCCAAAGGAGCCUCCAUCUUCUCGGUGACUGCCCAUGACCCUGAUAGCGAGGAGAAUGCCCAGGUUAUUUACUCCCUGGCUGAAGAUACCAUACAGGGGGCUCCCGUGUCCUCCUAUGCCUCUAUCAACUCUGACACUGGCGUCCUGUAUGCACUGCGCUCCUUUGACUAUGAGCAGUUUCAAAACCUGCAACUUAUGGUGACUGCCUGUGACAGCGGUGACCCGCCACUCAGCAGCAACGUUUCGCUGAGCCUGUUCAUUCUGGACAAGAACGACAAUGCACCAGAGAUCCUGUACCCCACCUUCCCCACUGAUGGUUCCACGGGCAUGGAGCUGACUCCCCGCUCUGCAGAGCCCGGCUACCUCGUGACCAAGGUAGUGGCGGUGGAUCGCGACUCAGGACAGAACGCCUGGCUGACCUACCGCCUGCUCAAGGCUAGUGAGCCAGGACUGUUCGCGGUGGGGGUGCACACGGGCGAGGUGCGCACAGCGCGGGCCCUACAAGACAGAGAUGCGCUCAAGCAGAGCCUCGUGGUGGCCGUCCAGGACCACGGACAGCCCCCUCUCUCCUCUACCGUCACGCUCACCGUGGCGGUGGCCGACAGCAUUCCCGAAGUCUUGGCCGACCUGAGCAGUUUAGAAUCUCCCACUGACCCAGACGACUCUGGCCUCACACUGUACCUGGUGGUGGCGGUGGCCGCGGUCUCCUGUGUUUUCCUCGCUUUUGUCAUUGUGCUGCUGGCCCUCAGGCUGAGGCGCUGGCACGUGUCCCGCCUGCUGCAGGCUUCCGGGGUCGGGUUGGCCGAUGUGACCGCCUCGCACUUUGUGGGCUUGGAUGGGGUGCAGGCUUUUCUGCAGACCUAUUCCCACGAGGUCUCCCUCACCGCGGACUCGCGGAAGAGUCACCUGAUCUUCCCCCAGCCCAACUACGCUGAUACGCUCCUCAGCCAGGAGAGCUGUGAGAAAAACGAGCCUUUGUUAACAACCACGGAUUUUCAUAAGUGUAAAGAUGAAACACCAGAUACUCAGGAUGAAAAUCUGGAAGUCAAAAUUAACGAAAUCACUGCGCCUGGAACGCGUUAUCCACUCCCAGAAGCCUUAGAUGCGGACGUGGGCGUCAACUCCCUCCAGAGCUACCAGCUCAGCCCUGAUCCCCACUUCUCCCUGGACUUGCAAACUGGAGACGAUGGAACUAUAAACCCAGAGCUGGUGCUGGAGCGCUCUCUGGACCGCGAGGAAGAGGCUGCUCACCACCUGGUCCUCACCGCCUCCGAUGGCGGCGACCCUCGUCGCUCCAGCACGGUGCGCAUCCUUGUGACAGUGCUGGAUACAAACGACAAUGCCCCAGUUUUUGCUCAACCAGUUUACCGAGUGAAAGUCCCAGAAAACGUGCCCCCUGGCACUCACCUGCUCACUGUAAUAGCUACCGACCCGGACGAGGGAGCCAAUGGAAAAGUGACAUACAAAUUCCGGAAAAUCAAUGAAAAACAAUCUCCUUUAUUCCAACUUAAUGAAAAUACUGGGGAAAUAACAACAGCAAAUAGCCUAGACUAUGAAGAUUGUUUAUCUUAUGAAAUGGAAAUACAAGCUGAAGAUGUAGGGGCACUUUUGGGGAGGACCAGAGUGCUCAUUUCGGUGGAAGAUGUAAACGACAAUAGACCUGAAGUGAUCAUUACAUCUUUGUUUAGCCCAGUCUUGGAAAAUUCUCUUCCUGGGACAGUAAUUGCCUUCUUGAAUGUGCAUGACCGGGACUCGGGAAAGAAUGGUCAAGUUGUCUGUUACACACCUGAUAAUUUGCCUUUUAAAUUAGAAAAGUCAAUAGAUAAUUAUUAUAGAUUGCUGACAUGGAAAUAUUUGGAUCGAGAAGAAGUCUCUAUGUACAAUAUUUCGGUGAUGGCCUCAGACCUAGGAGCUCCACCUUUGUCCACUGAAAUUCACAUCGCCUUGCACGUGGCAGAUACCAACGACAAUCCCCCGGCUUUCCCUCACGCCUCCUAUUCAGCCUAUAUCCCAGAAAACAAUCCCAGAGGCGCCUCCAUCUUCUCGGUAACUGCACAAGACCCAGACAGUGAGGAGAACGCCCGGGUCACUUACUCCUUGACUGAAGGCACCCUCCAGGGAGCGCCGCUCUCCUCCUACAUCUCCAUCAACUCAGAUACUGGUGUCCUCUACGCACUCCAAUCCUUUGACUAUGAGCAGAUACGAGACUUGCAGCUACAGGUGACUGCCAGCGACAGUGGGGACCCACCACUCAGCAGCAACGUGUCGCUGAGCCUGUUCGUGCUGGACCAGAACGACAAUGCCCCCAAGAUCCUGUACCCUGCUUUUCCCACUGAUGGCUCUACUGGAGUAGAGCUGGCUCCCCGCUCUGCGGAGCCCGGCUACCUAGUGACCAAAGUGGUGGCGGUGGACCGAGACUCAGGACAGAACGCUUGGCUGUCCUACCGCCUGCUCAAGGCCAGCGAGCCAGGGCUUUUCGCGGUGGGGGUGCACACAGGUGAGGUGCGCACAGCGCGGGCCCUGCAAGACAGAGAUGCGCUCAAGCAGAGCCUCGUGGUGGCCGUCCAGGACCACGGACAGCCACCCCUCUCCGCCACCGUCACGCUCACCGUGGCGGUGGCCAACAGCAUCCCUGACAUCCUGGCUGAUCUGAGCACCCUCGAAUCUCCCGCCAACCCAGACGACUCUGGCCUCACGCUGUACCUGGUAGUGGCUGUGGCUGCAGUCUCCUGCGUCUUCCUCGCCUUUGUCAUAGUGCUGUUUGCGCUCAAGCUGCGACGCUGGCACAGGUCUCGCCUGUUCCAGGCUGCCGGAGGCAGGUUGGCAGGUGUGCCCGCAUCUCACUUUGUGGGCAUCGAUGGGGUACAGGCUUUCCUGCAGACCUAUUCCCACGAGGUUUCCCUCACUGCAGACUCCGGGAAGAGCCAUGUUAUCUUUCCUCAGCCCAAUUAUGCGGACACGCUCAUCAGCCAAGAGAGCUGUGAGAAAAACGAUCCCUUCUUAACAUCCAUAGAUUUUCAUGAAUGUAAGGAUGAAGGCGCAUGUGUUCAGCAAGCCCCGCCCAACACGGACUGGCGUUUCUCUCAGGCCCAGAGACCCGGCACCAGCGGCUCCCAAAAUGGCGAUGAAACCGGCACCUGGCCCAACAACCAGUUUGACACAGAAAUGCUUCAAGCCAUGAUCUUGGCCUCUGCCAGUGAAGCUGCUGAUGGGAGCUCCACCCUGGGAGGGGGCGCCGGCACCAUGGGCUUGAGUGCCCGAUAUGGGCCCCAGUUCACUCUGCAGCAUGUGCCUGACUACCGCCAGAAUGUCUACAUCCCUGGCAGCAAUGCCACACUGACCAACGCAGCUGGCAAGCGGGAUGGCAAGGCCCCAGCAGGUGGCAACGGCAACAAGAAGAAGUCAGGCAAAAAGGAGAAGAAGUAAUGUGGAGGCCAGGCCUGGAGCCACGGGACAGCCUCCCUCCCCAACCAGUCCAGCCUCUCCCUACCUGUACCCAGGCCUCAGAAUUUCAGGGCUACCCCCACAAUGCUGGUAGGGGCCAAGGUCAUGCUCCCCUUGGGAAACAAAAAUAAGUGCCCAGUCAACAGCCCCCUCUCUGCCCCCAGAAGGUUGAAUAUGCAAAGGGAGUUCUACAGAGAACCCCCAUCCAAUCAGUCGCUGUGCCCAUGGGGGUGGUGGGGUUAGUGUAGAAACCUAGAACCAUUUAUCACACCCCCUUUAGUUACAGCUGAAGUCCUCCAUCUUCCAAAUUCAAUCAGGCCAUCCAUCCCCUGCUUCCUUCCUCCCUACCCAACUCCACCCCACUUCUGCAACAGCUCCUCUUGAGUAAGAUGGUUAGGGUAUUGAGGUACCAGGUAACCUAAAAAGGCUCGUAGUUCUGAAGAGUUGGAAGGGCAUCUUGACCUCUUGGCCUCACCUUCAACUCUCAGACUUCCCCCAAAACAUGGUUUGGUGCCAGUCCCUUCACCUCCUUCUAGAGCCUGAGACCAAGCUCAAGUUUUGGGGGACAUGGUCACCAUCCCCAUGGUACUGAUGCGUGCUGGAUUUAAGGAGGGCAUUUUGCUAACAAGCCUCUUCCCAACACCCUGGGGACCAGUCUUUUGUUUUUCAUUGUUUGGUGUUCCCACUGCAUGCUGUGACUUCCCCACCCCCUCCCCAAACAAGAGACUCCAUUGCAUGUUCCAAGACAGUAUGGGGUGGUAAGAUGAAGAAGGAAAAAGUGUGUGUGUGGAAGGGGGAGAGGGGGAGGAAUGGACAGAGCCUGGACUCAUCAGUUAACAGGGUCCUACAGGAUACUAUAUAUCCCUAGGGCACUGACCAGGUCCCCAAAUUCCACCAGAAACAAGCACUGAGCUGGAACCCCACUCCCACAAAUAGGGCUCAUCCCAGGCAGCAAACUUUGGGUUGAGCUACCGGGACCAAAAGAUUUAAACUGGCAUUACAGUCCAAGGAAGCUCUGAGUGAGUGCGGGACCAGGUCUCCUGGAGAGGUCAUAGGGGCCUCUGUAGGUGCUGGGUACUCCAGAGAUGCCCUUCGUGGAAGGGUACAGUGGUGCCCAGCAGGGAGGAGGGCCAGUUAGACCAUGCUUGGUCCCUGGGUUGGGGAGAAAAGGAGCAAGUGGACAGAAAGUCUCAGCCCACAAUCGGGACUUCUCUACAGUGCCCCUGCACCCCUCAAGGUCCUUCACCUUGCCAGGUGCCAUUUCUUCUCUGUGAAGGCCACUGUCCAGGCCCCCAGUCCACCCCCAAGUGGUGAGAGCCUGGUUAAAGUCCCCCAGUGCCUCCUUGUGUAUAGACCUUCCUCUGCCCACUGCCUUGUGGGUCCCGUUCAUCCAGCGGGGCUGCUAGAGAACCCCACCCCAGCCCUUACAGUAGUGUAGAGCCCCCUUCCUCUUCAGGCUGGUGUAGAAUAGCCAGUAGUGUAGUGCCGUGUGCUUCUUACGUGAUGGCGAGUGGGCCUCGGGCGGCGGGCUCUGAGCAGCCGUCUGUCCUUGAACCUGCCUGCAGCAGCCUGUGCUGUGUUUUGUGCUGUGUCCACGCGCUGCGGCGACCCCCUCCCCUGUACUGACUCCUUCUAUAAGCGCUUCUUUUCGCAUAGUCACGUAGCUCCCCACCCCACCUCCUUCCUGUCUCGCGCAAGUUUUAUACUCUAAUAUUUAUAUGGCUUUUUUUCCUUUAAAAAAAAUAAAUAAAAUGGUUUCUUCUGAAAGGUUGACCGUUUCUGUGUAAAUAUGGAGGUUCCUGGCAUAUACGGAUGAAAUGAUGAGCUGGAAGGUGUGUGAUGGAAGGCCGGGGACCGAGGUGAUGAUCGUGUUUGCGACUUGGUUUUGUGUCACUACGUGUCUAGAUCUAUGUUUCUGAGUUGUAGGUGUGUUGCUGUAUGUGCCUGUGAGUUGUCUGUAUGACUGUCAGAUGUGGCUGUGUAAGCUUGCAAUAUCGUUGUGCAUAUGUAAGUGUGCAGUUGAAUCUGUAUACGAUUGUGUGGAAUCGGCUUGCGAGUUCUUUGUGGGGGUGGGGAUUUUUGAGUAAGGUGUGUCACUGUGUAAUUGAGUGUGCGUACAGUUGCACGCUUACGGCUAUCUCUGUGGUUUUGGUUCUAAGCGGCCAGUCUCCAGGCAGAAGAGGCGAUCCUGGCGCGGGCGGGAGCGGGCUGGCGCGGAGAAACAACACUGGUGCGGAGGGUUUCCCUAGUUCCCGCCGCUUCCCUGCUAAAAUUAUCUGCCUGAAGCGUCCUUGAGGGCUUCGUGGGAGGAGGGUGAACUCUGUCCUUUGCCCGUCCCGCUCUCACCCCCGCUGCCCAGGAGUUUUGGGAAUACCACGGGUUCCUCCGGUACCUUGGCCUGUUUCCCCACCUGAAAUUCGCCUUCUCACUCACUGCACUGCAGCAAAGCCAAGGGAGUUGGAGGUCCAUCCCUUUCUUGCAGAGGUAAAGGAGACUGAACGGGCGUGCAGGAAAUCAGAUUGCCCACCCAGCACCCUCUCCGCUCCCUCUCUUUGGUGCUUUUCCUUUCACCCUUGGGCACUUCCAUCUCCCCGCCCCCUCCACCUGCCUGGGGGAGGCACAGUGGAAUUCCGACGUUACAGCAGCCCAGGAAAAGCUGCGGAUAACACUGAGGGGGAAGGAAGAUGGGAGUGGAAAGGGAAGAAAUACGUGGGUCACCAGGGAGUCUACGAUACCCAAUCGCUGGGCGAGAUGUGGCUGUCUCUGGGCUUCCUCUGCGGUGGAGUCUCAAAUCGGUCACCAGUCCUCCCUGCUCCCAAAGUCUGUUGCCAUGGAAACCAAGCCUUCCAACUAUACAUCUAGGGGGCGAGUUUCUUGCGUGGGAGGGUGUGCGCAUGGUUGCCGAGAUCUAAGCUGGGGUUUGUUUCUGUGUCGGGCUGUGGAGGGGCGGAGUGCCAGGGUGCCUGGGUUCUAUUCCUGGCAAGGCAGUAGACUGGCAGAGCGCAUAAACAGCUGCUGUUGGUCCCCUAAUUGGUAUGUGUGCCCAUAAAGCUCUGAGCCGGAAACGCGUGGCCUUGGAGCGGGGGCGGGGUAGGCAGGCAGCCCACUCCCACACCGGCCAUACUGGGGAGGCAGCUGCCCAGGCUCCAGGCAGGGCUAUUUAAAAGGCUUUUAUUUCUAGCUCCAGUGCCUGCCCAAAUGGGUUUGUGGUCUUCUCCAGGCCCCUCCAUGUCUAUCUUGGGCCUGCUCAUUGCUUUUAAGGUUUCUUUGUGCAGGUCACAACGUGCUCAGACAAGUAUGCCUGAGCAGCAGAAGUCAUCUGGAGCAUGACCUCAGUCUACUGACCUCUGCUGGGCAGGCUCAGGUUUCUGCCCCAGUGUAAGCCCCUCUAGUCAGGAAUGUGGUGUGUGGCCACUAAAUGAGUGGUGAGGAUGGCAGAAUGGGAGCCAGAUGCUUCCCUCUGCCAAAGAGGAACCAAUACUGCCAGCAAACUGUGACAUCUGGGGAAUGGGGAGGUGAGUUCAAGAAAAGGGCUCCAAACCAAGAGAGAGCAAUGUGGAUGCGCAAGGGAACUGACCUGGGCUUUGACUCUUUUAUGGAGGUCAAAUGCCCUAAGGUGAGCUCUGAUGGGACAGAAGCCACCAUGUAUUAAUCAUCUCUGUAGCCCUGUGCCCAAGCAAAGUGUCUGGCACAUUACGGGCACCUUAAGUUUUUUGACAAUGAUUUGUCAGGUCAACCAAGAGUGUGGGAAAGAGUAAAGGAACAUGGGCUAGACUGAAACUAGUUCAGAAAUUGACAAAGAAGGCUGUAAGGCUGUACUGUUUCAAUGCUUUAUUAACAGUUGGAAACAAACCCAACAAACUGGAGGUGAUGACAUCCCAGAAGCCCAAGAGGCACAGGAAAUAGGUGUGCAUUUUGUCCUUUUUAAAAAAUUUAUUUUUUAUUUUUAAUCAAUGAAUCUUAGCAAAAGUAGAUUAAAAAAGAAAGGGUCAAAGCCCCAGAUGUCAGCGAGAAGGGAGAAGGAGGGGACCAACAGGCCCCCUGUACCACAGUCUUCCCGGGAAUAGCUCCAAGGAGCUGCUGUAGCCCAUUCAUACACAGACUCAAGCAUGCUGGAUUGGCCUAGCAACCAGAACCCUUUUUCCUGGCCCCCAAGGCCUCCCUGUAGUCACCCGUAAGGCUCCUGGGCUUCCCUUUGCUCUAACAAUUACAGUUCUGGGCCAAGCCCUAACACUGCCAUUCUCUCUCACCUAUCUGGGGGUGGGAAGCUGAAAGGGGCACAAGGAGAGCAAAAGUAUCACCCUGAGCCAGAAAAGCUCAGCUUCCUGUGGCUGGGGGCACCGAAUAGUUCGGCCUGGCCACUGUUCAGAGGGAGUGGGAGUACAAUGUGUGGAGGCACUCCCUGUGCCCACUUCCCCAGAGUGUCCAGUUAGCAUUUGCACAUUUGGCUUGAUAAGCAUAUUAAAUUUAUACAAGCUCUGUGGUCUUAGAGCUCAUGCUACUCCUAGGCCUGGCCUAGUCAACCAGGUCUUCCUACCCCAGAAAUGAUGCUGGGAGAGAGAAUCUACCUUGGCCUUAAGGGUUCAAAAGGCUUGAGGGCUGAGGUGGAGGUCCAGGGCCUUGUUCAGGAUUGAGACCUGUGGGGAGAAACCUCAGGAACUCUCUGGAACCUGCCAUCCAAGCCUCUUACAUUAUAUGGAGGGGAGAAAGGAAGAGAUAUUUUUCUUUAAAAAAAAAAAAAAAAAUCUCAUAUAAAAA
Messenger RNA from Loxodonta africana (African savanna elephant), 11482 nucleotides. Its product is annotated as protocadherin gamma-C5. The record is from RefSeq and is a predicted model, not a curated record. Gene Ontology annotation, cellular component: plasma membrane. Gene Ontology annotation, molecular function: calcium ion binding. Gene Ontology annotation, biological process: homophilic cell-cell adhesion. Bases 1886 to 6706 code for a protein of 1606 amino acids. Lineage: Eukaryota; Metazoa; Chordata; Mammalia; Proboscidea; Elephantidae. The transcript has 5 exons.